This is a messenger RNA of Suillus bovinus, 2367 nucleotides long. RefSeq lists its product as uncharacterized. The record is from RefSeq and is a predicted model, not a curated record. The transcript is spliced from 15 exons. Lineage: Eukaryota; Fungi; Basidiomycota; Agaricomycetes; Boletales; Suillaceae. The coding region runs from base 1 to 2367 and encodes 788 amino acids.
AUGUGGAUGUUAGAGGAUCAACAAUUUGUCCCCAAUGAUGAUGGAGACCUCGAAUAUUGCGAAUUCGAGGUUGAUGAUAUCAAGGUUGUACACCACCCAAAGAGCGGGAUCCCAAUGCAAGUUCAUGUGUUCGGUGAUUUCAAGCAUCACCCAGCCCAUCACUCCUUGUGGUCCGCUCCUGAACCUGACGCACAACCUUGGCGUCCCUUCAAGUCUCGUUUAGAGUUUGAUAUCACUGAAAUUGCCCUCGAAGCGGCUCUCAAUAAUGCUCAGACAGACCAUCUCCUUGACAUCUGUCACCGUUGUGCGCAGAAGUCAGAGAAGUUCACUUUCCAGAACCAUAAGGAUAUCCACGCUAACUCAAUACCCUUCACUGAUAAAUCUUGGGAUUUUGAUGUCUACUAUCGUGAUCUUUGGGGAUGGGCCACCAACCUCCUCCAUGAUCCUUAUCUAUUUUCUCACUUUCAUUUUGAUGCUCAACACUUGUUGAAGUUCAAUGGCCAGUCAUUCAAACAAUUUGUAGAUGAGCCCUUUAUGGCUCAAAACUUCUGGGAUGCUCAAUCGCAGCUGCUGCCCAAUGCAAAGCCCCUUGCCUUCAUUUUGUAUGCUGACAAGACAAAAUUAUCCAGUUUUGCCAACUUACCCACUGACAUUCACAACGGUCAGGGGAUGGGUGGUGGUUACAUUGUUGGGUGGCUUCCUGUGGUGAAGGAAGAUAAGCAACACUCUAGCAAGCUGGCAUGGGCCAACUUUAAGGCUACAGUAUGGCACAAGUCCUUCGAAAGGAUCCUCACUUCGCUAGCAACAAAAUCCAAUACGGGACAGUGGCUUGACUGUUUAGACAGAGUUCAGCACUGGUUUUUUCCACUAAUACUAAUCUUAUUGUCCUUAAUGUCCCUCACUCGAGGUGUCAGGGCCCUUUGGCCAUGCCCCAUUUGUCUGGUUCCACACGACAAACUUAGUGAUACGACACACUGCUAUCCACAUUGCACAUCCUGUGACUCGCAGGCUAUCCUAGCAACUGCACGAGCAAAGGACACUGCAGAAGAGAGGGAGGAGGCACUAAAAGAAUACGGACUCCGUGAUAUCCUGAAUGAAUUUUGGACAAUGAAGUCUACCGAUGUGCAUCAUGCGCUGUCGUGGGACAAACUGCACUUUCACUUGUGGGUCGAGCUUCAAAAGUAUAUCAACUGUCUUGGACAAGACAAAACAUCUCAAAAACACCCAAAUCAUGUAAUGAACAUUGUGUUUACAGACAACUCUGUGCACGAAGACAUUUCAAAGAUGAUAGUAUAUGCUACCCAUGACAUUUUAACUGAGCAGGACUGUCCUCUUGGUUAUCUACUCCUUCGUUGUGUCUGUCUUUACCUCGAACUUGAUAUGUACGCCUUGCUCGAAGUUCACAUGACUGAAACUAUCAGCAGCGGCCAUCACACACACCACAUGUUUUCGGCCAUUUUGCAUCAAUACAUCAACAAAACGGCUGACGAGAAUGGAAAAAUUUGGAACUAUCCAAAGUUGCAUAUGGACCUGCAUAUUUUUGAUGAUGUUGAAGCAAAAGGAGCUACACGGAAUUAUAAUAUGAAACCGAACAAGAAGAUGCACAGCUUGUUAAAGGAUUCGUAUUUGCUGCAGACAAACUUUCAUGAUGUAGCAGAACAGAUCCUCCAAAUCAAUCAGUGGCAAGUAGUUGCAGAUCGUAUCUGCCGUCAUUUAUAUGAAUUUGAUGAGCACCAAUGUCAAUUGCAUGAAGAAGACUUGCUAAAAAAAGAAGACUACAUCGUGAAUGUUGUCGACCGCCCUAUCUCAACCGGCGGUUCCUUUCAUGUGAAGCUUGGAUUGAAACAACCUCUGGAGACCUUUGAUGCAAUUGAGAAAGCUCACCAGGACAACCAAGUGUUUGGUAAUUUCUGCAUCAAACUCAAUGAUUUCCUUAAUGUACUGUUACCCUUGUCGGAUAUACCACUACCUGAUGGUAGACAUAUUCAUCUCCAAGGAAAUAAUCAUAUUACAGUGCACCAAUUUCUUCGUGUCAACUAUGAAUCGAUGGUUGACUGGUGGCAACAUACAGACUAUCUACAAUGCAAUCCCCUUUUCUUUGUGCUCUUCAUUUUUGAAUGUCUGAUUGGGGACUGCAUAUAUCCCCUCGCUCUUAUUCACCCCUUUGAUGUUCCCACUGGUCAGCACUCUCGAAAGGACAGGGAUCUAAACCUUUUCAGAGUUCGAGCAAGACGACAGGCAGAGGCACAGUUUUUUUCAGUCAGAUCCAUCAUACAUGGCAUGCUUCUAGUACUGGAUGGGCCUUCUGAUUACCUUGCAGUUGAUACUAUGAUGCAUCUGGAGGCAGUGCACAUUGUGCACAUUUGA